Messenger RNA from Aspergillus melleus, 1977 nucleotides. It is a transcript of the gene pex26, whose product is annotated as protein pex26. The record is from RefSeq and is a predicted model, not a curated record. The coding region runs from base 273 to 1583 and encodes 436 amino acids. Lineage: Eukaryota; Fungi; Ascomycota; Eurotiomycetes; Eurotiales; Aspergillaceae. The transcript has 2 exons.
AGUUGUUGUUCCAACCUGAGCGGAGAAGCGACUGUCCCGUGACAUCAGACCCCCGGAUUAGAUCCAGAACGGCCGAGCCGAGGGAAAACGAACCCCGACUUUAGUGUCAACGCUGUCUCCUCCAACCUCCCUCCGCACUCGCAUUGCUCCUCUUUCUGCUUUUCUUUAUCCCGAUACCGACACUGAUCUUCCCUCCCGAGCAUUCCACUGUCUCGGUCAUCGCUCCGGAUUGAUUCAUCACAUUCCUCUUUCCGCUCGCUGGCGGUGAAACAAUGGCCGACAAUAUGUCAGCGUCCCAGUCGCAACUCGCCUCCUCCACAUCGUCUCUUUCGCCCUCGAAACUCUGCUCCAAAACCUACAAGAAAGCCUCGCAGCUGUAUCUCACGCGUCGGUUACAAGAAUCUCUGACGGCCCUGGAGCCUGUCAUCACGCCCAAUCGAUCGGCCGAGGACCAGCAGUAUUCCAAUGGCGACGAUUCAACGGCACCCAUUGCGACCGCCCCCGCCACGUGGAGGAUUAAAGUGUGGAAUCUAUACAUUACCCUCUUGAGCACCAUACUUGAUCUGGGACCCGAGGAAGGGAAGCAAUUAUUUGGUCAGAAAGAAUGGAAGGCGAUUUCGACCAAGGUCCGAGAGGGGGAAAUUUGGGAGACCGUUCUCCAAACGGGCUACAAAGGUCUAGAGGGGUCGGUCGACGCGGAGGUCGUAUACAAUCUAGCCACGUUAUUACUCAAUCACUCUCCCUCGCAAACGCUGAACCAGCAACGACUUGAAACCUACCUCUCCUCGUAUGGCCAGCCAAACCUAGAUAUCGCCGAGCACAUGCAGAACUCCCCCAAUGGCUCGCAGAAGUCCCGCGCACGCCCGAACGGCGGCACCGACACCCCGAAAGACCUCGCCGCUCGGGUCAGGAUCAUCGAGCUCUUUACGCUGCACGUGCUUCCCCGCAACGAGGAAUGGGACUAUGCGAGCGAGUUCAUCAACCUGAGCGAGGUCCUCGACGAAGAACGCAAGGAGCUCUUUCUACAAACUCUCGACGGACUCAAGGAGGAGCGGGAGCAAGGAGAGCUACGCGCCGCGGCGCUCCAGCGGGAAAAAGAUGCCGAGAUGGAGCGACAAAUGCGCGAAGCCGAGCGCGAAAGAGCGGAGGAGGCCGCUGCGGCAGAAAGCGCACAGAAGAAUCACGGUCGCAAUCACAGCGAGGUGGACUAUGGCAUCGAGAAACCCAACCCGAAUGGCAGCCCCAAGGCGCGGGGAAAGCAGACAAGCAGCAAAGGCAGUGGCUCGUCACGAACUGCGUUCUCGCCGCCCGGGUCGAAGAACGUGAAAAGACCCGAGAAGCCCGAGUCCCGGGCCAAACGGACACGGGCGUUCACGAACGUGCUGCGCAAUCUUCUGCAAUACAUCUCCAAGUCUAUCGCCGGGAAUCCCCUGUCUUUUGCUCGCACGCUAUUAUUCAUGCUCGGCUUGGUUGUGGCUCUAAGCCGAGAGAACGUGCGGGAGCGGAUCCGGAGGAUCACAGGGUCUGGAUGGCAAAAGAUCAAGGGGACUGUGGGGAUGGGCGUGAAAGUGAGCUAUAUUUAACGUAUCUCUUUUCUUUUCUCUUCUCUUUCUGUCAUUGUUCCCAUUCUUUUCUUGGACUCAGACUACGGACUGGAUUUUGGCCAUGGUUAUCAUCACACUUAUUGCUAUUAGACUGGAUGCACAGGUCAACAUGUUACAUAGGAGUAUCCUUUCAUUUUACAAAUUCUCUGUACAAUGUUUGCAUGUGAAGAAUUCUUAGAAUAGCAUCUGCAGGACUGCCCACGGUAUCUCUCAUCCAUCCACAUAUAUCCAUAAAUCAUAAACGCAUCACCCAUCAUAUAACACACACGACUAUUACCGUCUAGACUCUAGAUCCCUCCCAAAUCACGGCGCGAUCAAACCACCCCAUCUCCACCUCUCACUCCAGUCCCCUCAUGCUCACACUGAUCCUCAC